UCGCACAGUCUGACGAACGCGGCCGAGCGUUGAUGCGCCGCGGACGGACGGACAUGGGCCCCGCGAGCCUGACGGACACACGGGCCCGAGCUCAGGUUGCGCGCGAGGAGCCGGCGUCUCACAGGACACGUGACCCGUGACCCCCGCGUCGGCGGCUUCCACGCACCCCCAUGGCCCUGUCGCAGCUGCAGUGCCUGGACGACAACCACGUGAACCCGCGCACGCACGAGUCCAAGCCGGACUUUCUCUACUGCGAGGACCAGCGGCUCGCGCUGGAGCUUCUCCUCCGCGAUGGUCGCGAGGCGUUCGCUAAGUUCGUGGAGGCUCGCGGCCUGCGCGGCUUCCUGUCGGACCCGGAGCUGGAGACCCUCGUGGCGGCGGCGGAGCCCUACGACCCGGACUCCGAGCUCUUCGCGGGCAACGCGGAGGACGACGAGCCCCCGCUGUCGCUGCACUACUGGCCCGAGCUGUCGGACACGUCCGCGCCCAACAUGGACCUCGGCUGGCCGGACAGCGACUCGUACCGCGGGGUCACGCGCACCACCGUGUACACGCAGCCGCCCCUGGACGGCCAGGCGCACGUGAAGGAGGUCGUCAGGAAAAUGAUUGCGCAGGCGCAGAAGAUGAUCGCGGUGGUGAUGGAUGUCUUCACUGACGUCGACAUCUUCAGAGACUUGCUGGACGCUGGUUUCAAGAAGAAGGUGUCCGUUUACGUCCUGCUGGAACGCACGACGCUGCCUCAUUUCCUGUCCAUGUGUCGGCGGGCCAACAUGCACGCCGGACACCUCAAGAACCUCCGCGUCCGCUGCACAGAAGGAACCGAGUUCUGCACUCGGUCCUGCACGAAGGUCAAGGGGCGGAUGGGACACAGGUUUAUGUUCAUCGAUGGAGACAAAGCCGCGUCUGGGUCGUACAGUUUUACCUGGAUGUCCUCACGACUGGACAGAAACAUCCUCACGGUGAUUACGGGCCAGGCGGUGGAGGCCUUCGACCGGCUCUUUCGCAUCCUGUACGUGACCUCCAGCUUCGUUGACCUCCGGCAGGUCGCCACCGAGCCGGAGCCGGAACCGGAGCCGCUCCCUCAGCCGGUCGCCGUGGUCCUGCCCUCGGCCGCUCUCGCUAGGAAGCUGCACAACCCCAAAUACGCCCUUGUGGCUGCAGCCAGCACUCCUCCUCCGGCUGAGAACAACAGCCCCAAAGAGCCCUCAAAUCCAGUGAACUCAAAGAACCCAGAUGUCCCAGAAUCCAACAAGAGGAGGCAGAAGCGGGCCAGUAAAGAAGCUGUGCAGGACCUCCCUCCCCUCCAUCCUGGACUUACUGACUUAGAGAAAGCGUGCUUGAUCAUGUAUCUGCCCACAUGGCCUGAGCCUGACCCCCCCAGUGAUGUCAUAGGGUUCAUUAACAUCAGGGAUGCCAGCAAACCCACUCAGGUCCAUUUGCAGCGAUCUGAGAUGUUUGAAACCAGUCAAGCGAUCAGGUUCAGCAGUCCGUUCCACGUGCCAAAGGAAAUCUUGCCAGAGGUUGCCAAGCCCAGACAGCUCACUGCUAAACCCAAGCAGAUGCUCAAACCUCAGCCAGCACAAGAUAACACCAAAGCAGGAGGGUCUAUGCCGCACAGCGCUGCACCAGCACAAGUCAGUGCACAGCCUGGAGACAUCAAACGUGACAAAGAGGAAGUAGAGGCAACACCUGCAUCUGGGAAAAAGAGCGAACCUGCCAGGGACGCGGCUGCGCUCACAACAGACCGGCCCGCUAGCCACGAUGCUUCACCUCAUGCAGCUGGACACACACCUCCUGAGACCCACAAUCAUCAGCCAUUAUGCAACACGCACAACGUCGCUACAAACAGUCCCAAGCCUGAACCAAACCAAGUAGACGCAGGUUUAAACACACAAUGUGUUGAGCUGAGGACUCAGAGCUUGGAGUCCAACAGUAUACAGUCUCCACAUGUGCAGGUCUGCUCCAACUCCAGCUCAAACACCCAACCCCACAUCAAAGAAAUAACAAAUUCCCACAGACAGGCUGGUCUCACACAGCCACAAACAUCUGAAACGAGCCCUAACGUCCAGGCUUCCACCACCUACAGCCACAAUACUACAAGCUCUACUGCUGGAACUCAGUCUGACAGAUCCUCCUCCCUGUCUGAAAAUACACACAAUCCUGUUACUACUGAAGUCUGUGGUCCUUCAUCCUCCAUGGUUUCCCCUUCCACUCCAACUGUUCAUCCAUCCUUGCCUCCCCCAAUCCCUAAACCCCGUACUGUCCAGCUGGUAAUCAAACAUGAUGGCACAAGCGAUGGUAAGAAUCUGCCGGAGAUCAGUGUCGUCAGGAGAACAGGGAAGCCGGAAAGCGCAGAGCCGCUGGUGGUGCAUAGGGAGCGUGAUGAAGCAAACGUGGAGAAGUCGCCACCAGAGAAUAAGAAAGAGACCCCCCCAGAACUGCAGACCAGCAUACGGCCACAGAAGGAAACAGAGCACACAGGAAAUCCUGAAGAAACACCACAACAAAAACAGCGUGUGACUUUCCAGAACACAAAGGAUGAGGAAGCAGGUGGACUGUACGAUAACGAAGCAGAAACACAAGCUCAGUCGGACGGUUCGAUUACGGACCCUCCAAAGGCAGGAGGUGGGAAUAUUCAUGAGAUUCAAACAGAAGUUGAUCCCAAACGUUUGCCACAAACGGAUUCUGAAAUCACCUCCAGGACACAAACGGAACAAACAGCCACGACACUGAUGGAUGCAGAGACCCCAGAAGGAACCCAAACGAACUCUGAGAGUGUUCAAGUGCCGAAGGAGAAAAAUGAGACGCCGCAUCCAAGUCAUCCAAGAGCAAAGGAACCUCCGAGAAUGUCACCAAGUAAAAUGAAUCCACAAGACACCGGUCCAUUAGAGACUGGGAGUUCUGUCAGUGCCUCAACACACAGGCCUGUGUCUGACUCCAGUUCUUCACAGAGAGAUGAUGUGGAAGAAAACUGUCCACAAGAAAGCGCUAACCACAACGACGGCAAUGCAAAUAUGACGCAGCCUCACACGGACACUAAUAGUGUCUGGACAGAAUCCCAGCGGCCAAACCCGACCAAACCUCGGGGGGGGUCCCACACUCCAGAACGACCCCUGCGCCUCCACGUCUGUGACUCGCAUGUUCCAGACCUGCGCUCGCCGGAUUCUGAGCGAGGUCUGCGGUCGCUGCUACGUAGCCCAACUCCAGACGGAUACACAUCCUGCACAUCCACUCCAGAGUCACGCACGGGGCCUCGGCCCUUCACUCCGGACCUUCGGACCCCUACACCCGAUAUGAGCGAUGGCUACAUGUCGCUGAGGGACGACUCCUCCACCUCGGAGGAGUAUUAUGAAUGUAGUGACUCUGUUUCCCACGACCCAGAGUCUGACAACCAUGGGACAGAAGAGGAUCGUGUUGUCUCCACAAACACUACACCCGUUCCCACCACUGCCGCUAGUCCUGCAUGCAUAAGUAAUAGCUCUCCUGCUACUGUGUUAGGCACCGCAGACAGGAUCAGCUCCAGCAGUGACCUGCAGAGUUUGCCAGGGCCUGUUAGUGUCUCCUCCUCCUCUGUGCUGGAGCAGGAGCCGAAAGAAGGGACAAAGAAGAAAACAGUGAAUGUAGAAAAUGGAGGCGGUGAAGAUGAUGAAAAGGGGAGGAAUGUAGCAGAGAGGAGAACAGAGCGGGUUUCCUCUGGGACAGAGAGGAGAGGCAACGAGGAAGCUAAGAAAGCUGCAAACCCACUAAAGCAAAGCAGAGAUUUGACAGAGGUGGUGGAAAAAGACAAAGUGUCCCAACCCCAAGCUCCCAAGAGGAAAAAGGCACUGAACAAAUCGGCAUCAGAGAGUCUGGUCGAUGGAGAACCGAUUCCGGGAAAGUCCCCGACCCAGGGGACGGAUCCGAAGCGAUUGUCCUCCGCCGGCCUCCAACCAGAUGAGGUUCCUCCUGAGGCAGAGGAGGCAAACGAAGACACGGCAGCGAGGCCCGGCGGCGUGGACAAGAGGGACCGAGACGGGCAGAAGCUUUUCCACAGUCUUCCCAAGCUUUCACAGUCAAAGCAGCAGGAAACCGGCUGCUCUCCUCCCUCCCGGCCCCUCAGACCCCCUCGACUCCUCUCAGCCGCCCGGCCUUCGGUGACGCGUCUCUGGGGAGGCCAUCAGUCCAACCUGGCAGACAGCAGGCUGCUCUCUGGCAGCUCCCAGGCCCUGGAUAACGCCUCAUCUCGCCGCAGACCUACCUCCGGACCGGGCCCUCCGGCGCCGGGCGCCGUCGGGUUCACCGCUGACCAGAGGCAUGGCCGGCUCUACCGCAGCCAGCAGAACCUCGCUUCUCUGCAGGAACCAGCAGUGCAGGGAAGGACCCGAGUGGGGCAGGCGCCGAACGAGCCUCCCCAGAGAAAACCAGGCCCGGAGGCACGCGGGCAGGAUGGAGCGCGGUCCCCGUUCACCAUCACCUUGGGACGGCUGUACAGUCUGAAGGGUCUGAAGGAGAAAAUGAGCAAACCUCCAGCGCAGGGCAGGAGAGGCAGCACCAGCUCUCCACUGCAGCGACACAAGAGCACGAGCUAGAGAAGGUUCAAAACCUGCACCAUAACUGAAAUAAUUCACCUCACAGCCAGAAGGACCCGCGUGCGCUCCCUUUGGGUCUGCUGCUUCCUCCCACCUCCAGCUGUGCACAGGUGUGAUUUAAAAGGCGCAGCUCCACUUGCUUCUACUAAGCAGGCGCCGCGAGCCCUUUGUGCCGAAUCCCCUGCUUCACAGCUGGACUGGGAUUUACCUCAGGUGCACGUUGUCGGAGGGCGUUCCCGCUUCCCUUUGUGCCGUCUCGGCAUCGGGAGGAUAAUUAAUUUAAACUAGCCGUUUACUGUGGAAGUCAGUUGAGCAGAGACUGAUGCACCGCUUCCUCCAUGUUACAGAGAAUUGACGUUCCACGUUCAGAGUGGGAAUGCAAAUACAGUUUAGUUUGUUCCAUUUGUAUUUUACUCCUGUGUUCAUGUUCAUCUGUGUGAUUGUAACUCCAACUUAUACUUAAUGGUGUUUUCUUUGCCAGGGCCUUUUUUUUCUUUUAUUUGUUAUCAGAAAAGCCUGAAGGGGUCAAGUUAUUGAUUCAUUCUUUGUUCUCGCCAAAUCCCAUUUCCAUUCGAAAUGCUUUCUGCCUCGAAGACAAAGUCGCAGCCGUUGGUUAUCUGCAGAAAUGAGUGGAAAAAGCGCAGACGGGACGCUGCUCCCCAUGUCCCACAGUUCACAGGUACAGCAACUAGAUGCUGGCGAGUUCCCAAGUAGGAAGUGGAUAGUGGCUAAAAACCCUCUUAUGACGUCAUGAUAUCGUAAAAAACAAACAGAAAUGGGACGUUUCCCGUCCGUCAGGUGAUUGACAUGAGCUGGUGCCUGUUUGUGUGUUGCUGCAUCUGCUGUGUGCUUAUCCUUGGACGCAGGCUAACUUUGGGGUCGAUUUCUUUUGCAGUAAAAAGUGGACUAGCUUUAGUCAUCUUGAUGUGAAAUAUAGAUUGUGAUUUAUGGAUGGCAGCCCUUUAGAUCUGUGCUCCGUAUAGCAAGAUACAGCUUAAUCAUGCAGCACUUAGAGCAGAUGAAAGUCUGAACGCUUCAGCUUGGAAGCGUUCACUUUGGAAAGUUAGAGAGAAGCAGGGAGUUCUAGUUCAGCCCCACUUUGCCUUAGGAAACUCCAGCUGUGUGUUUUUAUUAUAAUCCAUGUCAGACAAUAAUGAAUCGCCUGAUUCACGACCCCAGUGUGGAUCUUUGUUACAGUGUGGUGUGUGCGCUAAUAAAAGCUGAUGAUCGACUCACCUGGACCAGUCGUCAGCUGGAGGAGCUGAUGUCUGAAUACAGGCUGCUGUUUGUUCCUGACACGGGCUCAGUGACGGCACCUGGAUGCGGCUGUGGUUCCGCUCAGACUCUGCUCCGCUCCUAUUUAUGUUGAAUGUCAUCCGGGCCGUUCGUCUUUUAUGUAACGUUUUGGGGCGACAUGAAAGCGUGCUCCAGAGAAAAGAAAAGCAAGUACAAGGAAUUAGAAAUGCAAAACACAAACAGCAAGAUUUUGGAUGCUCUUUGUUCUUGUUCUUCAUUUCUGACUGUGACAGUGAAAAGAGAACCUUAAUGAAAGAGGUUGACAGGGCUGUUUACGCGGCCACGGACGUGAGAUGGGCUUUAUCAAUAGAUUUCUGGGUCACACGUCCUGGAUUUAAGCUGAGUCAGUGAGAAAGUGGAGGCUCAGAGCAGCAGUGAUUGAGAUACAGACGUCAGAUAGAGAGCGAGACAGAAACAGAAAAAGCCUCCUUAUCGGUAGAAACUCACACCCAGACGCCGAGGAACAGAGAGAAACUGCGAGUGAUGCGGGAGGCGGCGAGAUGCGGCGAUAAACGCACGAAGCGACUUCAGCAUCCCGUCAGUGAGACGAGGCCCGAGGGCGAGUUUCAGCUGCAGCGUUUGAACCCAAACAACAGAAAAAGAUGAGUUUGCUUCACAGAAAUGAAUGCACAUUUUGUGUUACUGAGUGUUUAUUCAAUGUGAAUAAAUGUGGGUUUGACUGAAA
Molecule: messenger RNA, 6549 nt
Organism: Betta splendens (Siamese fighting fish)
Lineage: Eukaryota; Metazoa; Chordata; Actinopteri; Anabantiformes; Osphronemidae
Product: protein FAM83G-like
Exons: 5
Coding region: 171-4568 (1465 amino acids)
Source: RefSeq, a predicted model, not a curated record